Molecule: messenger RNA, 5604 nt
Organism: Astyanax mexicanus (Mexican tetra)
Lineage: Eukaryota; Metazoa; Chordata; Actinopteri; Characiformes; Acestrorhamphidae
Product: RRM_SF domain-containing protein
Exons: 16
Coding region: 162-1712 (516 amino acids)
Molecular function (GO): protein binding; metal ion binding; RNA binding
Source: RefSeq, a predicted model, not a curated record
GGGCCAAGUGAGGCGACGAUCGAUGCUCAGGAAGCGGAGCAGCAACUACCACAUUUAAAACUACAGGCUUAAACAUGUCGCCGAGCAGCGCGCUUUAAACCGUGUUUACGUUAGAGUAUGUAUUUAUUUCUUAUGUAGGUAUUGUAGGUAAAUAAUGCUGGAUGGUUGCACUGAUGCGGUUUACCAGGGAUAUAUGCCGGUUACUGGGGCUGGGGAGUGGCUCCAGUAAUGAAAGCCCAGAGGAGAUGGAGACUGGUGCCACCUCUGACUGCAAUCAGGACAUGCUCUCACAGGAUGGAUUGAAUGGAGAGGAGGGUCUCAGUGAAGAGAAGAAGGCGAGGAAAAGAGCAAAGAGACGAAGAGCUAAGAAGAAGCGCCAGCGAGAACGGAAGAAACUUGAGAGCGUCAAAAAAGAUGAGUGCACAGCACAGGGGGAAGAUGAUGAGGAUGAUGAUGAUGAUGAGGAGGAGGAGGAAGAGUGUGGUGGGGGCAGUGUGGUUGACUCUGAUUUGGAGGACAGUGAUUCUGAGGUAGAGGAGGAGCAGGUGGAGGUAGAGGUAAAGGAAAAGUUGGAGGAGAAACCAAAAGCUGCUCCGUGCAAUGCCACACCACCACUGGCCUCAGGAAACAAAGGCAACAGGCAGUACUCAGCCCGGCCCUGUGAAGAGGAGCCGGAAUGGGAUGUAAGCAGUGCCUUUGUUGUAAAUGCUGUUAGUCACAUAAGACCUAAAGCCAAGUGCAAAGCAGGUUGUAAAUCCAAAGAGAACAAAGAAAAUGAGGCCAGAACCAGGAAGGUCAGUGGAUCUAGUAACUCUGUGACUAGAAGUGCCUCACUGACAGAAAAAGGGAUCAGACUGGUGCAGGAAGGGCAGUACACUCAGGCUGUUAGUAUGUUUACAGAAGCUAUCAAAUAUGACCCAAAGGACUACAGGUUUUUUGGGAAUCGCUCAUACUGUUACUACUGUCUGGAUCAGUAUCCUCUGGCACUUACUGAUGCUGAGAAAUCUAUUCAGAUGGCCCCAGAAUGGCCUAAAGGCUAUUACCGGAAGGGCAGUGCCUUGAUGGGUCUUAAGAGGUACAGCGAGGCUGAGAAAGCAAUGGAGCAGGUGCUGAAGUUGGAUAAAGACUGUGAAGAGGCGGUCAAUGACCUCUUUUACUGCAAAGUGCUACAACUUAUGGAUCUUGGUUAUGAAGAGGAGCAAAGCGUGUAUCUGCUGGAGAAAUACAGCACAGUACAGGCUGUUCUAGCAGCAAGAGCAGCAAACCAUGACUGUACCCUCCUUCAGCCAGGAAGCCCUUGCCCUUCUCUCUGGGUGGGUAAUGUAACCACAGAACUGACAGAGAAGCACCUGCGGGAUCUUUUCAAAAACUAUGGAGAGAUCGAAAGCAUCAGAGUGCUGCAUGAGAGGUUUUGCGCCUUUGUAAAUUUUAAGAAUGCUCUAAUGGCAACACGUGCAAUGGAGAAGCUGAACGGCUAUGGAAUAGAGAACACACGGCUAGUGGUUCGAUAUCCAGACCGACGCAUCCAGAGACCUUUUCCUGUUCCUGCUGCACCUCAGGCUGCAGGCGCUUCUGGGCUGAGGCGCAAAGGCCCUGUCAAUGGAGAUGAGUGUUAUUUCUGGAGGACCACUGGCUGUCACUUUGGGGACAAGUGUCGCUAUAAACACAUUCCUGAACAAAGAGGCAAAGACAGGAAGCCCUGGCAGCCCUGAUUCUGAACUCCGUCUCCUUCACUCUCUCUUGCACUCAUUGUUAUGCUCUUUCUCCCAUGGGUGCUUUUGUACUUGCUCUUAAUUUCUGUCUCUUUUGCCUAUACACUCUUGUGCAUUUUCCUCUUGUUUUCUCUCUCUCUUUCUAUUCACUUUUGCUCUCUCUUUUGAAUGAUCUCUCACACUGUUUUGCUCUUACGAAGUCUCACUUUCUUACUUUCACUCUUUUUCUCUUGCUUUUGCUCUCUCUUGCUUUGUGCUGUCUUACACUGCACUUUUGCUUUUACUCUGGCUCUGGUCUUGCUUGCUUUCAUCCUCUUUCUCUCACUCUCCUCUUGCUUGCUUUCUAUCUCUUGUUCUUUUCCCUGCUUUUUGUUGCUCUCGCUCCCUCUCUCUUGCUAUUUUUUCAUUAUCUUUCUCUCUCUAAGCCGAGUGGAGAGAGUUGUCUGGGACAGUGCGAGUUCAGAGACUAGUCUUUGGUUUUUGGUUGUGCAUCGGUUCUUUCAGUGGGAACAGGACCUCCAUUGUCUUACUAUGAUGUCUUUGGUUCAGAUCAGAGAUGACCUCAGUGCCUUUGGCCUUCUCCAGCAUCUCAUGCCUCUCCGAGCAGGAGAGUGAAGAGGAGAGCACUCCUGGGAAAAGUGUGCAGCCUCUAAUGAGGCGAGGUUUGGGUGGUGCGCACAGCGUUGGGCGUUUGACCGAGCCGCAGUCCCUAUCGGCUGAGGUUCGCGGUCAGGCCUGGUCUAUCCCAUCAUCUUAUCUCUUUCUCUUUUCCUGUGCCAACACCACCAAACCAAAGGAGAGCUGCAGACCAGCUCUGACAUUUCAGCUCAUCUCAAGCAAAUUCCUUUUCAUACUGAUGAGGUGUGACGAGGCCAUAGCUCCACUACCAGCACAGCCUUAACAAGAGGAAUCUUCCACAAAAUAAAACAAAAAGCACACUAUGCUGCGGUUAAGACCUCCCACUUUAAAGGUGCGCAGGUUUUAGAGUGGUAACCUGUUUUCUGUGGUGUUCAGAUCAAGAUAAAGAUAUUUUUAUGUGGAGGGGACAGGCUGUUUUAUAUUUAUGCAUGAAUAUUUUUUAAAAGAUUAAGUUUAAGUAUGCAAACACUCCAGGUGUAGUGGACAGUGUAUUUGUGACCACACUUUAUUUGAUUUAAGACUAACAUCAGUGAGAUAUCAGGCUUAACGGGAGUAAGCCAACUAAGUUAUGUUCUUUUCUCGAAAAUCCCUUGACAUAUUCAUUAUUGAAGGGACACUAAUAUAAGAUGGGUUAAAGCCAGCAUUUGCCAAAGAUAUUUGGACAGUUGGAUCAACUUUCUUUUUUUUUUUUUUUCCCUUUUUGGUUUUAUGUAUUAUUGCACUUUAUACAUCAGUACACACUGCUAUUUGAAAUGUCAAGUAUUUCAAGUAUUGGUAGACAAUAUUUUUUUUAAAUAGAGUUUUGGUUUCUCAUAGUAAGCAGUGGUAUUUCCCUGUAGCUGUUGACUACAUUUCCAGUUCAUUAUAAGAAUUUUCAUGAUGUUAAGCCUUCUUUUCAUGAUAUCAAGCCCUCUAUUUUUGCAUUGGACAUCAUAGCCAUCAUCCUUGUGUAAAAAUUUAUGAAAGCUUUUGUUAUUCAUUAAUUCUUCCAUGGUUAUAUUGGUUCUCUCAACUAGUAUAUAAGAUCUUCUCUGUCUAAAAUGUCAUGUAGUCUGUACUGUCAUAAAUCACAGAGUGAAUUAUGUGGAAGACCUGCUAUUAGAUCAGUUUUCUAGGUUUGGGGAAGUUGAUAUUUAGGUCACUAACUACUGUUUCAUGCUACAGUUUGAUUUUUUUUUGUUAAAUGUUGUUUUAAAGAGGCUCAUCUAAAAAAGUACUAAUGCCAACACUUCAGUAAACAGUAAGAAAAGUUCUAGUCCUGGACACCUGGAGCCCUGCGAGUUUAGUGAGUUUCCUGAUCAAAGACCCCAGUUACACCUGGUCACUUCAUGUGUUUUCAGUUUAAGGAUUAUAUCUGUAUUCGGCCAAGCCAUAUACAAAUGGAGUGUAAAGACACCGUAGUUGCAUUAAAAUUGAAUAAAAUUAUUUUUGUUCCUUACACCAGUUCAGGAGAUGGUCUGCGACAAAUUUUAACUACAUCCAUCUCUCCAAAACCCAUGAUACAACUAUUAGUUGCAGGGCUCUCUGCUUGCUGUGGGUACGGCUCCAAUUUCUAGUUUUUACUAUUAGUAAAAAAAAAAAAAACAACAAAAAAAAAAAAACGAUAUAAACAGCUACAUGUGAGUUUUAAAUGUCCAGAACAUUGUCAUUUGAAUGUGGAAGGUGCUGAUAUUUAGUAAAAUGUAAAAUCUGUUGUGAUUGGGCACUUUUUGAGACGCAGGCAGUGUUUUUAUCCCCAGUAGUUUGUGUAGUGCUACUAAUUGAUGAUUAGCCGACAACGAACGUUUGGAGUUGACACAUUUUUAUAAUCUACAUUGUCGAUUAUAUCGACAAAACGUUGCACAAUCUGUUGCAUCUAUAUACUGCUGUGUGAUGCACACUUACAUCAAGGGGAGUUGAAUUUCAGCACAACACUAGUUCUUUUUCUUUUUCUAUUGUUAAAUAGAGGAUGGAAACCUGCCUCAACUUCCUGUAAUUCAACCAAAAGUCAGAACCAUCUGGAAAAGUGCUUUUACACUGCAGACAAACUGGACCAUGGUUCAACUGCUCUAGACCGAGAACGUUUUAGGCCUUUGAUCCAGACCAUGGUUCAUUGCAUCUUUCAUAGCUGCUAUUGUGGUUCAGACCAAACUGAAAAGAAAAAGAAAAACAGGCAUAAAAGCACCCCAAGUCUGACUAACCAGAGACGCAUUUUACUACCAAAGUGUAGUUAAAACUUUGGUUACCAGGAAACAAGAUACUAGUCAGAUGAGGUGAGCAGGUGUAAAAAGGGUCAAAGCCUUGUGAGACAUUAAGGAUGAAGGCAGGAAACCUCUAAACUGUAGUUUUGUGGCCCUCAGGGCUAGAGUCUUGGACCCCUAUAGUAGCAUAGUGCUACAACAGACCUUAUAACCACUACAGGCCACACUACCCAGAGCAGUAAAAUGUUCUGUAAAGGCUGUGAUGGAGUCUCAUUUUCAUUAUUCAAAUGCAUUAAUUAAUGUGAUGAAUCACGUUGUGUCUUAAUGUAAUCUGACAUUAUACUAUUGGGAUCAAAGCUAUUUUGCAUUUAUUUCAAACCUGUGAAGUGAAUCACUGAGAACAUGUAUUUGUUUUAUCAUUACUGGUUAAUUUUGGCUUCUUUGUCUUGAUUGUCUGCAUGAAGGGAUUUUUUUGUUGUAGAGAAAAGAACUGAAAUGGUGAGCACUUAAGGCAUUUUGUGCCAGUGAAUAGUAUUGCUGAAAAAAUCUGACAUUUUAUUUAGACAUUAAGGCUAAGACUAAAUCUCCUCCCUGUUCUCUCUUUUAUUAUAAAAUAAUACCCCUUUCUGCCACACUAGUUUUUCCCCCCAUGUGGUCAACUUUUACACACCUAAACUUAGUUUCCCUUUUUUAUUUCAGAAAAAUAAAUAGAAUAAAUAUAAACCUAAUAAGUAGUACCCUUAUUUUUAAAGUGAUAUCACAGAAGCUUUGAGAAAAAACUGUUUAAUUUUCAAAAAGGUUUGUAAUAGCGGCCACAGAGAUUGUAGCCAAAAAGAGUGCACAUCUCUGCAUUAAAAUAGCAGCUUCUCUAUUUAUUUACUAUAUUUUGUUGUUCGUCUCCCCUGUGUUUCUCAUUUUCUUCUUGGAUUUUUAGUGUUUGUUUUUUUUCUUUGGCCAAUGUCAUUUUGAAACCAUUACAAACAUUUUCUCAUUAUGUCCCAUUCUCAAGUGUUACGAUAUAUUGCACUGUAUUGCCAAAGAGCUCAUUGUAAUAAAUGUAUAAAUGUACUGAC